UUUGUUGUUUGAGCAGUAUAUUUGAGCUAUGAAAUUGUUUCUGCUUAAGGACUGUUUGCUUAGGGUUUCUAUCACUGUACAUGUACUAGUGUGUGCUUCUACGUGUUAUUUGUUGUAAGAUUAGCUUACUUGAGAGGAAAUUCAGUGUUUUUCUUUUAUCGGUAGGAGUUAAGUUUUGUUGAAAAGCAAGAGAUAUUAACAUAUAUUUAUGUAAUUGCUUUUUUGAACUAUGUGUUAGGGUUUUGUUGUUGAAUGUAUGACUUCAGGGACAAUGAUGAAUGGUGAAAAUGGAGGAUCGGAAGAGCAGCAGAAUAUGACUGAAAGCAAAGUGUACAGACGGAAGUCGUUUAAAGGGUUAAAUAACAUAGGUGAUGGCUUACAACAUCCGCAUUCUGAAAUCCUAGGUAUGGAAGACGUCAAUUCAUCUCGAAAAAUAGUUGGUUUGCACUUAGAAGCGGCUUCAGAAGGCUCUUCGAGUCUGAAUCGUGCGCUAACAUUGGAGAAUACUGGAAUAUUCGCAGGUAGUGGUCAAGAAAAUAGUGCUAGAAUCAAUUUAACGUUCAAGUCCAAGCGGGAGAUGAGAGAGCUAAGAAGAAAGCUGCAGAAUGAAUUGGACUUGGUUAGGAGUUUGGUGAAGAAGAUUGAGGCAAAAAAUGUACAGAAGACUGGCCCUGGAAUUGAUAAGGAUAGUGGGGUGCAACGGGUACAUUCAGACGUGUCAAAAAUGGGGCAACAUCUUGAGUCCAGGCCUUUGAAUCAGUUAAGUGUAUCGGUUUUGGAGAACAGCCAUGGUGUGGGUGAGAAUGUGGAGAAAGAGAAGAGGACACCAAAGGUAAACCAAUUUUAUAGGAACUCAGAAUUUUUAUUAGCCAAGGACAAGAUUCCCCCAGCUGAAAGCAACAAGAAGUCGAAAUCAAAUGCAAAGAAAGUGAGUGGGCCAGAAUCAGGACCUGGUAUUGAGCUAGGGAAGUUCUCAAAUCAAAUGCUAAAGAAUUGUCGUGCUUUGCUUGAAAGAUUGAUGAAGCACAAGCAUGGUUGGGUGUUUAACCAGCCUGUUGAUACAGAAGGUCUUGGUUUACAUGACUAUUUUGACAUUAUUAAGAAUCCAAUGGACCUGGGAACUGUGAAGUCCAGGCUUGAGACUAAUCUGUACAAGUCUCAUAAAGAAUUUGCUGAGGAUGUGAGACUAACAUUUCAAAAUGCCAUGACGUAUAACCCAAAGGGCCAAGAUGUUUAUAUGAUGGCUGAGCAACUUUCCAAGAUAUUUGAGGAGAAAUGGCCCACUAUAGAGGCUGAUUAUAUGCGCGAGUUGAGAUUGUCAAUGGACUCUGAGGUGAGUUUGCAGACUCCUACAUCUAAGAAACCUCCACCAUUGCGGCCCUCUGGAAUGAGGAAGACUUUAGACAGAUCAGAAUCAAUGACCAGACCUGUUGGUUCCAAGACUAAAUCUGUCGCUGUCUCCCAAUCUGGAAGGACCCCUGCACCAAAGAAGCCGAAAGCAAAGGAUCCCAAUAAAAGGGAGAUGACAUAUGAUGAAAAGCAAAAGCUUAGCACAAGCCUACAGAAUUUGCCAUCUGAAAAGCUUGAAAAUGUUGUACAGAUCAUCAAAAAGAGGAAUUCAUCUCUUUGCCAACAGGAUGAUGAGAUUGAAGUGGAUAUUGACAGUGUUGAUACUGAGACCCUAUGGGAGCUUGACAGGUUUGUUAUCUAUUACAAAAAGAGCUUGAGCAAGAACAAAAGAAAAACUGAACUUGCAGAUCAAGAAAAAAAAGAAACCGAACAGAAUGUUCAGGAGAAGAAUGCUAACCCAGUUGUGGUAGAAAUUCCAAAAGAAAGCAAAGCAGAAGAGAAAGGUACUUCCUCCAAUCUUGCUCAACUAGAAAAUCAGGGGAAAAAUAUUAGUCAACCAGGCAGCUCUAGCACUGACUCUGUGUCAUCAUCAAGUGAUUCUGAUAGUGAGAGCUCCUCAGGAGGUGCAUCUGAUGCAGAACAUUCACCAAAAAGUUGACUCUGUUGUCCAGAUACAAUGUUCUCUUAUUUAAUGUCUUGUGAUUUCAAAAUCGCGAUCAUGCGUAUGUGGUCCUUCAAUCAAGAGGGUGCUGCUGCAGAUGGUUGUGGCAUAUGCUAGUGACUGGUCUCAAUUUGUAUAAUAGUAGCAUCUAGUUUGCAGCAGCUUAUGUAUAUUUUGCUUAUGGAGUACUGAUUUGUGCAGUUUGAAGUCAUUGUUUAGGUCACAUGGACCUGUGUACUCAGUGAGUGAUUGAAUCACUUGAAUGUGGUGCAACUUUUUUUUAUCUCUUCCUAACUUGUACUAGUUUUAGGUGCUCUGUGUAUAUAUAUCCUAUGCUUCAGUGACGUAAUAAAUUAAUUAGGACAAUUAUCUAA
Solanum verrucosum is the source of this 2385-nucleotide messenger RNA. Its product is annotated as transcription factor GTE4. The transcript has 5 exons. Gene Ontology annotation, molecular function: protein binding. The coding region runs from base 257 to 2008 and encodes 583 amino acids. NCBI's taxonomy places the organism in Eukaryota, Viridiplantae, Streptophyta, Magnoliopsida, Solanales, Solanaceae. The record is from RefSeq and is a predicted model, not a curated record.